AUGGAGAAGGAUAUUGGACCUCCCAGCACCCUGGUCACUCCAGCCUCCGAGCACCCUGGUCACUCCAGCCUCCCAGCACCCUGGUCACUCCAGCCUCUCACCCUGGUCAUUCCAGCCUCCCAUCACCCUGGUCACUCCAGCCUCCCAUCCUGGUCACUCCAGCCUCUCACCCUGGUCACUCCAGCCUCCCAGCACCCUAGUCACUCCAGCCUCCCACCCUGGUCACUCCAGCCUCCCAGCACCCUGGUCACUCCAGCCUCCCAUCCUGGUCACUCCAGCCUCUCACCCUGGUCACUCCAGCCUCCCAGCACCCUGGUCACUCCAGCCUUCCAGCACCCUGGUCACUCCAGCCUCUCACCCUGGUCACUCCAGCCUCCCACCCUGGUCACUCCAGCCUCUCACCCUGGUCACUCCAGCCUCCCACCCUGGUCACUCCAGCCUCUCACCCUGGUCACUCCAGCCUCCCACCCUGGUCACUCCAGCCUCCCACCCUGGUCACUCCAGCCUCUCACCCUGGUCACUCCAGCCUCUCACCCUGGUCACUCCAGCCUCCCAGCACCCUGGUCACUCCAGCCUCUCACCCUGGUCACUCCAGCCUCUCACCCUGGUCACUCCAGCCUCUCACCCUGGUCACUCCAGCCUCUCACUCUGGUCAUUCCGGCCUCCUUGUUUACAUAUGAAAUCAUGACAAGCAUUGGUGGAGAGUAA
Molecule: messenger RNA, 708 nt
Organism: Scylla paramamosain (green mud crab)
Lineage: Eukaryota; Metazoa; Arthropoda; Malacostraca; Decapoda; Portunidae
Product: placenta-specific protein 4-like
Exons: 2
Coding region: 1-708 (235 amino acids)
Source: RefSeq, a predicted model, not a curated record